AUGGUGAUUCAUGUCAAGGAUAAGACUGAGAUCUUCAAGGUCCCCAACUUUGGGGGUAAACCCAAUGUCUACUUCGCUGACUACCUUGGAACGGAGAAUGAAAAGGCCAACAAUCCCAUCACCGGUGCUUGGUUUCGCAUUGAGAAAGGACCGGAAGCAACACCCCCGACCUAUGAUUAUGAUGAAGUUGGCAUUGUGAUUGAGGGUGAAAUGACUUUUCGGGAUGAGACCGGUAAAGCUGCAACAGUUGGAGUUGGCGAUACCUUCUAUUUCCCCCGGGGCAGUACGAUUACGUUUUCUUCCAAGAGCUACGGCAUCGCUUGGAAAUGUGGAGGUAGACCCUUGAGCAAGCUGUGA
Molecule: messenger RNA, 357 nt
Organism: Penicillium pulvis
Lineage: Eukaryota; Fungi; Ascomycota; Eurotiomycetes; Eurotiales; Aspergillaceae
Exons: 3
Coding region: 1-357 (118 amino acids)
Source: RefSeq, a predicted model, not a curated record